Messenger RNA from Salpingoeca rosetta, 450 nucleotides. RefSeq lists its product as uncharacterized. The record is from RefSeq and is a predicted model, not a curated record. Bases 1 to 450 code for a protein of 149 amino acids. NCBI's taxonomy places the organism in Eukaryota, Choanoflagellata, Craspedida, Salpingoecidae. Gene Ontology annotation, molecular function: structural constituent of ribosome. Gene Ontology annotation, cellular component: mitochondrial large ribosomal subunit. The transcript is spliced from 3 exons.
AUGUUUGGUGUGCGAUUGGCGCAGUUGAGACACGUGUGUGGGCGCUCACAGCGGCAGCUGUGGGGUGGUAAGAAGAUCAUCUUUGGCGUCAAGUCUUCCGACGACAAGAAGAGCCCCAUCAAGCGAUGGGAGCCGAAUGUCAUCAGCAAGAACGUGUACAGCCACAUCCUGGAGAAGAAGAUCAAGGUGAAGAUGACCACGCGCGUGCUGCGCUGCAUUGACAAGGCAGGCAGCUUUGACAACUACAUUCUCAAAGCAAAGAACUUGGAAUCACAGCUCGGUGAGGACAUCAAGGCGCAGAUGGUGGCGGCUCUCGAGAAGAAGGGCAUCAACCCGCGCACAUACACAACCUACCCCAUGCACCUCCUCAACAAGACCAACAACAACAGCAGCAGCAGCAGCAGCAAGACACAGGCGCAGGCUGGCACAUCGUCGGCAGCAUCCGAGUGA